This is a messenger RNA of Sceloporus undulatus (fence lizard), 2875 nucleotides long. It is a transcript of the gene TCFL5, whose product is annotated as transcription factor like 5. Gene Ontology annotation, biological process: spermatogenesis; regulation of DNA-templated transcription. Gene Ontology annotation, cellular component: nucleus. The record is from RefSeq and is a predicted model, not a curated record. Gene Ontology annotation, molecular function: RNA polymerase II cis-regulatory region sequence-specific DNA binding; protein dimerization activity; DNA-binding transcription factor activity, RNA polymerase II-specific. The coding region runs from base 371 to 1939 and encodes 522 amino acids. NCBI's taxonomy places the organism in Eukaryota, Metazoa, Chordata, Lepidosauria, Squamata, Phrynosomatidae. The transcript has 7 exons.
UUGGAAACGCGGCUGGAGGGCUGAGGGGGCGGUGGGCGGGGCUUCCCUCCCAGUCCCUGCCUCCUCUGCGUUGCUAAGAAAACCAAAUUGCCCUUAUUUGUUUUGGGAAGCCGUUAAGUUUCUGCUCUGCUUCUGAAAGGCCACAGAUGGCUUUUUAGCUGGGAAUGGAGCUGCUAGGAGUUAAAGCCUUUGGCGCAUAACAGGAAGACAAGGCAAUCCGACUCCUCCUUCCUGUAGAGGAAUCCAUCUCCGAUCGCAUUUGCGCCUGACUGUAGCUAUUGCGCAGCUUUGGUGUGUCAAGCGCAUGCCGCUCACCGUUUGCACAUUCAGUUUGUGAAAAGACUUUGUGGUGUUAAUAUUCCUCAGCAUCAUGUCCAGCUCAAACCAGAAAGAGCCUGAACCUGCUCCGCCGAACCCUCGCGCCACAGUUUCCGAACCGUCUCCCGCAGCUUCUGGUGCCGAAGGUCCAGCGGAUUCCUUCGGCGAACACAACCUUAGCUUCACCACCACUGACCUCAGCCUCGUGGAAAUGACCGAAAUCGAAUACACACAGCUCCAGCACAUACUGUAUUCUCACAUGGAGGCCCAAGCGUGUGAAAGCGAGGGAGAAAACAGGCUGAAUCCGAAUAGCUUUUCAUCCAGCAACGCGAACCAGACCCAAUACCUGUCAUCGUCCAGCAGCAGCCAAGGUGGCUUUUUAUCCAACAGUUCUGGGAGCCAGUCGCUCUGCCCUAUUAUUUGCCAGCCUGACAACAGCUUCAUGGGUCCUCCUAACCAGUGCCUCGGGCAUAUUGACUUCCAGGAACUGAGGAUGAUGUUGCUUAGCGAGUCCAGCCUCCCUCCGAACCAAGCCGAAAGAACGCCUAACGGAAGCUCUGCAGAGACCUCUGGGCAGAAUGUAGUAAAAGUUAAACACGGCGACAGUUCGUGUGGGAUGAAUAAGGAAAACGUUCCUCUGGAAAAUCCAGCGCCGCUUCCGGAAUCCAGGGCAAAAUCGGCCGUCCGUGUUCGGCUGGAAGACAGGUUCAACAGCAUCCAGGCUGAAAUCCCCAGGGGUCAAGAAGGCCAAGAAACUGGAAUGCCCAUUAACAACGUAGUAACCCUCAUUCGCCAUCCUUCAGAAGUGAUGGGUGUUCCGCUUCACCAGCAGCAGAAUAAGUGUACCACAUUAGUGAAAAAUAAGACUGCUGCUACAACUGCAUUACAGUUUACAUGCCCACUGUUUAACCCAAGCGCUGCUUCUUCUGCAACUGGAAAUGCAAACUCAUCACAACCACAGAACUCCGGACCCUCUGGUUUAGAAGCAGCCAAACAUCAAGAUAUUGGAUUGCCCCGAGCAUUUUCUAUCUGUUACCAGCAGGAAAUUGAAGCAACAAAACAGACAGUUGGUCCUAGAAAUAAGGCUGUACCUGAACAUUUUUGGAUUAAGCUAGGAGGAGAGACUUUAUGUAAGCAAACUAUAAACAAAAGAAGUCGUAGCCGGCUACACCCCUUGGAAACCAAUGUACAGCGCAAACCACUAGGAGAUAUACAAAAUGUAUGUGAUAACCAAAGUACUGGUCCAGCACAAGCCACUUGGCAAACAGGACAGUCAACCCAGAGUACACAAAGUGGAAAUCAAGGUGGUGUCUCACAGCGUCGAGAGCGGCAUAACCGGAUGGAAAGAGACAGAAGGCGCAGAAUCAGGAUUUGUUGUGAUGAACUGAAUCUUCUUGUUCCAUUCUGUACCUCUGAUACUGAUAAAGCAACAACUUUACAAUGGACAACAGCAUUUCUAAAGUAUAUUCAGGAGCGGCAUGGGGAUUCCCUGAAGAAGGAAUUUGAAACAGUGUUCUGUGGCAAAACAGGCAGAAGACUAAAAUUAACAAGAUCAGAUUCAAUAGGAACAUGUCCAGCACAGGAGAUUACACAGACUGGUGCAUCGAUGGAGAUAAAAUAAUUUAACCUCUUAUUCAAGGGCUGCUGGAAAGUGAAAACAGAGGACAUCUUUCAACUUCUUUUUGCAGAUGCAGCAGCUCAGAUUCUCUUGUAACUCAAUGUAGCUUGCAAAGUACAUAAACAUUCAAAACAAAGGGGGAGAAAGUCACCAAUGUCAUUUAUUUAGCAAUACUGCCAUGAGAAAGGGAUUGCACCAAAGAGAAGGAAAACAUUGCCACAACCUAGGAAAUGGUAGUCCCUAUCCAUUACCCCUAUUUUGUUCCUUUUCUUUUCUUUUCUUUUCUUUUUUGCUUUGUUUUCCAAAUAGACAAUUAAUUCAGAUUUGUUAUAGAACAGUGGCAUAUUCUUUGCACUCUUUAACAGACUAAUAUAAUUUAUAUGUAUGUCAUGACAACCAGUUUGCUAUUGGAAGAAGAAGAAAAUAUUUUUAAAUGUAUAAAUUAUCUAAGGAUACUAACAUGUAUAUAGUAACUCAGAUUUGCUUUUGAUUUCUAACUGUUCAGCCCUGUAAAACUAAAAUUAUAUAGAAAAAGCUGUAGACAAAUGUUGCAAAAUACAGUACUAUUUAGAAUAUAUUUUGCACUUUCUCUGUAACAAAUUCAGAUAUAAGAUAUUGUUGAUGGAAUAUCUCCUGCACAUAGAUCCACCGAAAAGGAUGGCAGAAGCACAGCUGUGUAGCAUGGUGCAAGUCCCAUUAGUUUCACUAGCACUUUCAUAGGAAGAAAUGGCAGUUGAUUAUAUCUUCUCAGUGCAAAUGUUGCAUUUUGUAAACAGUACAUGAUUUUUAAGUGCACAUAUUUUCUUCCUUUUUUAAAAAGAGACUACUAGAAGCUAUACUUAGGAAAUCUGAAGUGUUUAAGGAAUAAUAUAUUGAACUGAAAGUGGCUUUAUUAAUCUGUAAAAAGAGAUGAUGCUAGUAGCUAUUUCUUGUGUAGAA